Molecule: messenger RNA, 12374 nt
Organism: Rhododendron vialii
Lineage: Eukaryota; Viridiplantae; Streptophyta; Magnoliopsida; Ericales; Ericaceae
Exons: 15
Coding region: 87-11447 (3786 amino acids)
Biological process (GO): nuclear-transcribed mRNA catabolic process, nonsense-mediated decay; phosphorylation
Cellular component (GO): nucleus
Molecular function (GO): protein binding; protein serine/threonine kinase activity
Source: RefSeq, a predicted model, not a curated record
AGAAAUAGACGAGAGAGAGAGAGAGAGAGAGAGAGAGAUACUAUGAAGGAAGAGAGAGACGCAAAUCCAGAACAGAGCCGGCGUCGAUGAUGCAAGGACUCCACCACCAGCAGCAACAGCUAGCGACUCUCCUCAAUGUAGCUCUCCCCAAAGCCGUCAGCGGCGGCGGCGAUUCAACCACCACCACCGCCUCCGCCUCUUCUGCCCCUUCCUCCAUCAAUAAUAACAACCCCUCCGCCGUCGCGGCCGCCGCCGCCGCCAAAGAAGAAGACGAGGCCUCCCGUCUGGCCGCCAUAAACUCUCUCCACCGCGCCAUUCUUUACCCCCCCAAUUCACUUCUCGUCACUCACACCGCCUCUUUCCUCUCCCAGGGCUUCUCUCAACUUCUCUCCGACAAAUCGUACUCUGUGCGUCAGGCAGCAGCUACAGCCUAUGGGGCUUUGUGUUCCGUGCUAUGUUCAAUCCUUGUAUCGUCAAAUGGAAGGCAGAACCAUGUCAUACUUAGCAGUUUGGUUGACCGGUUCAUCAGUUGGGCACUGCCAUUGCUUAAAAAUGUCAAUACUGGAGACGGGACUACAGAAUUGGCUGUGGAAGGUCUUCGCGAGUUUCUUAGCGUCGGAGAUGUUGCUGCAAUCGAGAGAUAUGCCCUACCGAUUCUUAAAGCAUGCCAAGAACUUCUUGAGGAUGAGAGAACCUCCUUGAGUUUACUACAUCAGCUUUUGGCUGUUUUGACUCUCAUUUCUUUGAAAUUUUUUAUUUACUUUCAACCCAAUUUUGUGGACAUUGUUGAUCUGCUUCUUGGGUGGGCAAUGAUACCGGACCUUGCUGAGUCUGAUAGACGUGUUAUUAUGGAUAGCUUCUUGCAGUUCCAGAAACAUUGGGUCAAUAGUCUGCAGUUUUCUUUGGGAUUGCUGUCGAAGUUCUUGGGCGACAUGGAUUUACUGCUUCAGGAUGGAAGUCAUGGCACCCCACAACCAUUUCAGAGAUUGCUUGCUUUGCUGUCAUGCUUUUGUACCGUUUUGCAGUCAACAGCUUCUGGUUUGCUAGAGAUGAAUUUACUUGAACAAAUAAUUGAUCCUCUUAGCAAAAUGAUUCCUCUGUUGUUGGGAUGUUUAUCCAUGGUUGGUAGGAAAUUUGGGUGGUCAAAAUGGAUGUCUGAUUCCUGGAGGUGCCUAACUCUCUUGGCAGAAAUUCUAGGUGAGAGGUUUUCCACCUUUUACCCUGUUGCGGCUGAUGUGUUAUUCCAAAGCCUGGGAAUGGCUAAUUUCAACCAACAUGUUGGGUCUGGGAAGGUUACUUCUUUUCAGGUUCAUGGGGUUCUUAAAACCAAUCUCCAGUUAUUAUCUCUACAAAAUUUUGGCCUCUUCCCAUCAUCUGUACAUAAGAUAUUGCAAUUUGAGUCACCUAUAUCUCAGUUGCGGUUGCAUCCAAAUCAUGUAGUCACAGGAAGUUCUGCUGCUACUUAUAUUUUCUUACUUCAACAUGGGAAGGACGAAGUUGUUGAACAAGCCACAACUUCCUUAAUUGAAGAACUAGAGUUGUUAAAAGGCAUGCUUCAGAGAAUCUCAUGUAACAGGGAUGAGGUCAAUAUUGAAGUUGGUCUGAAAAUUUCUAAGCCUGAGUUGUUUGCGUUGAUUAAGUUUGACCUGAAAGUUCUGUUAAGCUGUGUUUCUGUGGGUGGGGGUAACAGUUUGGUUGCCCGGGCAGAACUUGAUGCUUUGUUCCUCAAGAGAUCAGAAAGACUUGCCUCGUUUACUCUUGAGAAAUUGAAUCCUUUCAGUGUACCAGUUAUGGGUUUUGUGGAGUUGCAAGCUAAUGUUGUCAAGACAUUGGGCCAGCUAACCAUGUUCGAGUUUCUUAACAAGUGCUCCAUAAGGAAACAGAUUAGUAGGAAAAGUUCGGUUAGUAUUGGAAGUGAAGAACCCUUAAUUGAUGACAAUAUGAAGGAUGGACUUCCAAUUCUGAUUUUUGCUCAUUUGCAGAAGUACAGUUUUCUCCUUGUCAAAGCUCUUCAUAAUUUCUCUCCUCUAGCGGUUAAAGUGGAAGCCUUAGAGUGGAUCUCUAAAUUUUGUGAGUGUGUUAGUGGUAUGUGGCAGACUAUGAAUGCGACAAACCAUCUUUACAAUGGAUGUGGAUAUGUUGGUGUUGGCGUUGUUGGGAAUUUGGUUUUCUCAGUUUUGGAUACUGCAUCAGAUAGGGAACCAAAAGUGAGAUCUCAUGUUGCACUAGUUUUAGAGCAGCUUCUGCUGGCAAAACUUGUUGAGCCUACACACUUGGAUGCCAUAGCUGAAGUGGUCCUUGAAAGACUUGGUGAUCCAGAUAGUGAGAUAAAAAAUUCCUAUGUAAGGUUGCUUAACGAUGUGUUGCCCAUUACGAUGUACAUAUGUGGUUUACACGAUUUGGGAGCAGUUAACACUUGUAGGCGUAGCAUUCCUAGGUUAGAUAAUAGUUGUAACUUGUGCUGGAGGCAAGUAUUUGCACUUAAGCAACUUCCUCAACAUCUUCACUCACAACACCUUGUUUCCAUCUUGAGUUUCAUUUCACAAAGGUGGAAGGUGCCUCUUUCUUCUUGGAUUCAACGGCUGAUUCAUACUUGCAAGAGUUCAAAGGGCUUUUCUUCAGCUCAACUAGAUGAAACAAGAAACGUGGACGGCAUAGCGUUGGAAAUUAAAGUGGAGGAAGAUAUCCUUGAGAGAAUAUGCUCUGUAAAUAUUCUUGCCGGUGCUUGGUGGGCUAUACAUGAAGCGUCUAGAUACUGCAUCACCACACGUCUUCGCACGAACCUUGGUGGGCCCACCCAAACUUUCGCAGCGUUAGAGCGCAUGCUUUUGGACAUCGCACAUGUGCUACAGCUUGAUUCUGAGCAAAAUGAUGGGAGCUUGAGUAUUAUAAGUUCUUCUUACGCUCGCUUAUUACCAAUGAGGUUAUUAUUGGAUUUUGUCGAGGCCCUGAAGAAAAAUGUAUAUAAUGCCUACGAAGGAUCGACUGUCUUACCGUCUGCUUCACGCCAGAGCUCCUUAUUCUUUCGGGCAAAUAGAAAAGUCUGUGAGGAGUGGUUUUCUCGUAUAUGUGAGCCAAUGAUGAAUGGUGGAUUGGCUCUGCAAUGUCAUCAUGCUACAAUCCAGUAUUGUACUUUGCGUUUGCAGGAGCUUAGGAAUCUUGUGGAUUCAGCUUUGAAUGACAAGCCUAGAGCUCAGGUGGCUGAGAACAUCCAGAAUAUCAGGGGCAGAUUUUCUGAGGAUAUCCUGAGGGUUCUACGACACAUGGCAUUGGCUUUGUGCAAAAUACAUGAAUCAAAUGCUUUGAUUGGCCUGCGGAAAUGGGUUACCAUGACGUUCUCUUCAUUUCUUAUGGACGAGAACCAUAAUGAGAGUAAUGCCGAGGACUUGGGACCUUUUUCCUGGAUCUCAGGACUUGUUUAUCAAGCAGAAGGCCAGUAUGAAAAGGCUGCCGCUCAUUUUACUCAUUUGUUGCAGGCAGAGGAGUCACUCAGUUCUAUGGGUUCUGACGGGGUCCAAUUUGCUAUUGCACGGAUUAUUGAGAGUUUUGCCGCAGUUUCUGAUUGGAAGUCUUUAGACUCUUGGCUAGUGGAGCUGCAAAGGCUUCGAUCUAAGCAUGCUGGGAAGAGUUACUCUGGUGCACUAACUACUGCUGGAAAUGAAAUAAAUGCAAUUCAUGCAUUGGCUAGCUUUGAUGGUGGUGAUUUUCAAGCAUCAUGGGCAUCCCUGGAUUUGACACCUAAAAGUAGCAAUGAACUCACACUUGACCCUAAAUUGGCCCUGCAAAGAAGUGAGCAGAUGCUUUUGCAGGCAAUGCUUCUUCCCAUAGAAGGGAAUGUUGAGAAGGUCUCACAUGAAAUACAAAAGUCAAAGUCAAUGCUGGAGGAAGUAAUAUCAGUUUUGCCCCUUGAUGGGUUGUCAGAGGCUGCAUCAUAUGCGACCCAGUUACACUGCAUUUUUGCUUUCGAAGAAAGUUGCAAGCUUAAAGGAGGCCAAGACAAACUACUUCAGUCUUUACUGGGUUCAUACAUCCAAGUACUGCAAUCUCCUAUCAACCGAGUUCAUCAGGAUUGCAACAUUUGGCUAAAAGUUCUCCGGGUUUACCAGAAAAUCCUUCCAACUUCACCAGUGACUGUAAACCUCUCUAAGAACUUAUUAAGUUUGGCCCGCAAGCAAGGAAACCUAGGGUUAGCAAACCGUCUUAAUGACCAUGUCAGAGAUCAUGCACUAUCUUGCCAUGAAGGGAGAUAUCGUGAUUUCCUCAUGAAAAGUUUGCAGUACGAGGGUAUCUUGCUGAUGCAUGCUGAAAACAGGCUUGAAGAUGCUUUCACAAAUCUUUGGUCAUUUGUACGACCUUUUCUAGUUUCUUCUUCUUCCUCUGUUGUUUCUGACGCUGAUCACAAUGUUUUGAAUGCGAAGGCAUGCCUGAAAUUUUCAGAUUGGUUGAGAAGGGAUUUUUCAAAUCCGAGUUUGGAGAGUAUUAUCCCCAAAAUGCUGGUGGAUUUCAGCAAAUCUGAUCUUUCUUCUCUUGGCAGAGGGGCAAUUACCUUCAGUGGUGAUAACACAAGCUCUCAACCAAAUCUGGGUCUUCUUGUUGAGGAACUUGUGGGGACCAGUACAAAGUUGUCCUCUCGUCUCUGCCCCGCCUUUGGAAAGUCAUGGAUUUCUUAUGCCUCAUGGUGUUAUAGUCAAGCCAGAGCAUCUCUCUGUGCCCCAAUUGACACCGCCCUCCAUUCAUGCUCUUUUUCUUCCAUUCUCGCUCCAGAUGUACUACCGGACAGGUUUAGGUUAACUGAGGAAGAGUUGUUAAAGGUUGAAUCUAGUGUUUUGCAGCUUGUCCAGAAAAGGGGCAACUCGGACGAUAUCAAUGAGGGAGGGGUUGAGUCUAACUUUCAGCUUGAAUCUUCAGAUAACUUGAGGAAUAAUAACCAUAUGAAGGCCUUGGUGCAGGAGGCAGUGAACAUAAUUGAAUUUGCAGCUGCAGCGCCGGGAACAGAAAGUUCUGGUGGCGAAUGCCUUUCUUCUUUGCUGACUUCUCAAUUGCAGAAAUGCUUUCUAUCUGCAAAUGUUGGCCCUAAUGAAUCUGCGGUAUAUUCCUGCGUUGAUGAUCUAAUUGAUGUUUGGUGGGCUUUGAGGAGGAGAAGGCUUUCUCUCUUUGGGCAUGCAGCUCAAGCUUUCAUAAACUACCUUUCAUAUUCAUCCUCCAAGCAUUGUGAUGGGCAAUUAGCUUUCUCCACUGGUGAAUCUUCGAAUCAAAAGGCUGUGAGCUACACACUGAGGGCUACGUUAUAUGUCUUGAAUAUUCUUCUCAACUAUGGAGUGGAGUUGAAAGAGACCCUUGAACCAGCUCUUUCUAAGGCUCCAUUGUUGCCAUGGCAGGACGUAACACCCCAAAUCUUUGCUCGGUUAAGUUCUCAUCCGGAACAAGUUGUUCGAAAACUAUUGGAGGGCUUAUUGAUGAUGCUUGCAAAACUAUCUCCUUGUUCCAUUGUAUACCCAACGCUUGUUGACGUAAAUGCUUGUGAGCAGGAAACUUCGGAGGAGCUUCAGCAUAUAUUAGCUUGUUUGAGUAAGCUUUAUCCCAGACUGAUUCAGGAUGUCCAGCUUGUGAUAAAAGAUUUGGAAAAUGUGACUGUCCUUUGGGAGGAAUUAUGGCUCAGCACGCUACAAGAACUUCAUGCAGACGUGAUGAGACGUAUAAAUCUUCUGAAAGAGGAGGCUACACGAAUUGCGGAUAAUGUAACUCUCAGUCAUAGUGAGAAGAUCAAAAUAAACUCUGCAAAGUACUCAGCCAUGAUGGCACCCAUUGUUGUAGCCUUAGAGCGUCGUUUGGCUUCCACUUCUCGGAAACCUGAAACGCCUCAUGAGAUAUGGUUCCAUGACGAGUAUAGGGAACAAAUUAAAUCAGCCAUCUUAAACUUCAAGACUCCUCCGGCAUCAGCUGCAGCACUUGGGGAUGUGUGGCGACCAUUUGACAACAUUGUUGCUUCAUUGGCAUCUUAUCAGAGGAAGUCAUCGUUAUCUCUUGGACAAGUUGCACCUAAUUUGACUCGGCUAUCAUCUUCUGAUGUUCCAAUGCCUGGUCUUGAGAAGCAAAUCACAAUGUCUGAAUCUGAUGGGACUCCUCAGGGAAUUGUCACAAUAGUGUCUUUCACUGAACAACUAGCUAUCUUAUCAACCAAGACUAAACCCAAAAAACUUGUUAUACUGGGUUCAGAUGGUCAGAAGUACACGUAUCUUCUUAAAGGGCGAGAAGACCUGCGUCUUGAUGCUAGAAUCAUGCAGUUGUUGCAAGCUAUUAAUGGUUUUUUGCAUUCGUCAGGUGCAAUUUCAAGUCGGUCCCUUUCAAUUCGCUACUAUUCGGUAACCCCGCUUAGCGGUCGAGCUGGUCUUAUCCAGUGGGUGGACAAUGUUACAAGUGUAUACAGUAUCUUUAAGUCAUGGCAGAACCGUGCUCAGCUAGCACAAACGCAGGGAUUGGGUGCUGGCAAUAUGGAAGAUUCAAUGCCCCCAGCUGUUCCCCGACCAAUUGAUAUGUUCUAUGGUAAAAUCAUACCAGCACUUAAAGAGAAAGGCAUAAGAAGAGUAAUAUCACGAAGAGAUUGGCCUCAUGAUGUCAAACGGAAAGUUCUUUUGGAUCUUAUGAAGGAGGCUCCUAAGCAACUUCUUCAUCAAGAACUUUGGUGUGCUAGUGAAGGAUUCAAAGCCUUCAGCUUGAAAAUGAGGAGAUAUUCUGGUACCAUGGCAGCAAUGAGCAUGGUUGGCCACAUCCUAGGCUUAGGCGACAGGCAUCUGGAUAAUAUUCUUAUCGAUUUUACUACUGGGGACAUUCUGCAUAUUGAUUAUAAUGUGUGCUUUGAUAAAGGGCAAAGAUUAAAGAUUCCUGAAAUUGUGCCCUUCCGCCUGACCCAGACAAUGGAAGCAGCUUUAGGGUUGUCUGGGAUUGAAGGCAACUUUAGAGCAAACUGUGAAGCUGUUCUUGGUGUUUUACGGAAGAAUAAGGACAUUAUAUUGAUGUUGUUAGAAGUAUUUGUUUGGGAUCCACUGGUGGAAUGGACACGUGGAGAUUUCCAUGACGAUGCAGCAAUCAUAGGUGAAGAAAGAAAGGGCAUGGAGCUGGCAGUUAGCUUGAGUCUGUUUGCAUCCCGUGUUCAAGAAAUCCGUGUUCCAUUGCAGGAGCAUCACGAUCUUCUACUUAGUUCCUUGCCGGCUGUUGAAUCUGCACUUGAGAGGUUCGCGAACAUUCUAAAUCAAUAUGAGCUGGUUUCUGCUCUUUUUUAUCUGGUUGAUCAAGAGAGGUCUAACCUUGUUCUGCAUGAGACAUCUGCAAAGUCCAUUGUUGCUGAAGCAACGUGUAAUUCAGAGAGGACCCGUGCCUCAUUUGAAAUACAGGCUAGGGAAUUCACUCAAGCCAAGGCGGUGGUAACAGAGAAAGCGAAAGAGGCAACAGCUUGGAUGGAGCAACAUGGAAUGAUCCUUGAUGCUUUACGAAGCAGUUCAAUUUCGGGAAUCAAAGCCUACUUACAACUGACAGGUACUGAGGAAGCAUUGUCUCUUACAUCUGCUGUCCUCGCGGCUGGUGUUCCAUUGACUAUUGUUCCGGAGCCCACACAAGUUCAAUGUCAUGAUAUAGAUAGAGAAGUUUCUCAGCUCAUUGCUGAAAUGGAUCAUGGACUUUCUUCUGCUGUAACAGCCGUCCAAGAGUAUUCUUUGGCUUUGCAACGUAUUCUACCAUUAAAUUACCUCACAAGCAGCCCAGUGCAUGGUUGGGCACAAAUUUUGGAACUUUCUGUAAAUAGCCUUUCCUCUGAUAUCUUAUCCCUUGCGAGAAGACAGGCUGCUGAGCUGAUUUCAAAAAAUCAUGGAGAUGGAUUCGAGUCUAGUAGGAGGAGUUAUGAUGAUCUGUGUCUAAAAGUGGAGAAAUAUGGGGAAGAGAUAGAGAAAAUUGAGCAAGAAUGUGCUGAACUUCUGAGCUCGAUUGGCUUAGAGACUGAAUCAAGAGCUAAGGAUCGGCUUCUCUCUGCUUUUACCAAGUACAUGCAGUCUGCUGGCCUACCAAGGAAAGAAGAUGCAAGAUUGCAAGGGGAGCUAGAAGAUAAGAGGGAGAAGGUGCUGACUGUCUUAAAUAUAGCAGUGACUUCUAUAUAUAGUGAGGCUAAGCGUAGAAUGCUUGACAUAUUUGGCAGUUCCACAUAUAGUAUGGGUAGAAGUACAGGAAGUGUGCUGCAGUCUGAUCUUGUAAUUAUUUUUGGUGACUUGGAAGAGCAAAUUGAGAAAUGCGUAUUGGUAGCAGGAUUUGUAAGUGAACUAUGGCAUUUUAUUGGGAGUUUAUCUAUUGUUGACCGAGACGGUAAUGGUUCAAAUAAUUUUGUCCAAAGGAACUGGGCGUCCGUUUUCAAAACUAGUUUGUUCUCUUUUAAGAACUUGGUUGGGCAAAUGAUUGAAGUUGUUUUACCGGAUUUGAUAAGAUCUGUUGUAUCUUUCAAUUCAGAAGUUAUGGAUGCAUUUGGAUCUCUCUCACAAAUCAGGGGAUCCAUUGAUACAGCACUGGAGCAGCUGGUUGAGGUUGAAUUAGAGAGGGUAUCUUUAGUUGAAUUGGAGCAGAAUUACUUUGUUAUGGUUGGUCACAUCACUGAGCAGCAGUUGGCUCUUGAAGAAGCUUCUAUGAAGGGUAGGGAUCAUCUUUCUUGGGAAGAAGCUGAAGAACUUGCCUCUCAAGAAGAAGCUUGUAAAGCACAGCUGGACAAACUCCAUCAAACGUGGAACCAGAAGGACAUGCGAACUUCUUCUCUGCUGAAGAGGGAAGCUAGUGUUAGAAAUGCUCUGAUUUCUGCUGAAAUGCAUUUUCAAUCCCUAGUGGGUGCUGAAGAGGAGGGUGACUCGCACAUCGUAAGGAGCAAAGCUCUUUUGGCGGCACUUGUUCAGCCCUUUUCUGAGUUGGAAUCAAUUGAUAAGGUAUUGGCUACACUUGGUCGCCCGUUUGCUUCUUGCUCCAAUGGUAUUUCUUAUCUUUCAGACUUGAUGACUUCCGGUUGCCCCUUAUCUGAAUACAUCUGGAAGUUUCCCAACUUACUGAACAACCACUCGUACUUUAUUUGGAAAGUUGGUGUUAUGGAUUCUUUUCUUGAUUCCUGUAUACAUGAUACAGCUUCAUCUGUUGAUCAAAACUUGGGAUUUGACCAGCUUCUCAGUCAAGAGAAGAAAAAGCUUGAACUUCAACUUCAAGGACAUAUAGGCCAAUACUUGAAAGAGCGAGUUGGUCCUAUUCUGUUGGCUACAUUAGACAAAGAAAUUGAACAAUUAAAGCAAAUGACGGAAAUGACAAACGAUGUCGCUUUUGAUCAAGCGAGGAAAGAUUUCGGGGCUGUAAGAAGGGUUCAACUUAUGCUUGAGGAAUACUGCAAUGCUCAUGAAACUGUUAGAGCAGCUAGGUCAGCCGCUUCUCUCAUGACAAGGCAGGUGAAUGAACUUAAAGAGGCUCUUCACAAGACAAGCCUAGAGAUUGUUCAGAUGGAAUGGGCGCAUGAUGUUAUCGCGAAUCCAUUACAUACCGUCAGGCUCAUCUCUCAUAAAUUUCUUGCAAGUGAAGAUAACUUAAUUUCAGCAGUCCUAAACCUCAGUAGGCCUAAAUUGUUGGAAAGUAUACAAUCUUCUGUGUCAAAAAUAGCUAGGUCAAUGGAGGGCCUACAAGCUUGUGAAAGAACAACUGUUGCAGCAGAAGGGCAGCUUGAAAGAGCUAUGGGGUGGGCCUGUGGUGGUCCAAAUUCCAGUUCGAUGGGAAGUUCCACAGCAAGGAAUUCAGGAAUACCUCCUGAAUUCCACAACCAUCUUGUGAGACGACGACAAUUGUUGGGGGAAGCUCAAGAAAGGGCAUCAGACAUCAUCAAAAUCUGUAUGUCAGUAUUGGAGUUUGAAGCAUCAAGAGAUGGCAUUUUUCGGACUUCAGGAGAUCUUUAUCCCUUUUCGAGUGGUGCUGAUGGAAGGACAUGGCAGCAAGCUUACUUGAGUGCAUUAACAAGAUUGGAUGCCACUUACCAUUCUUUUACUCGUGCUGAGCAAGAGUGGAAGCUUGCGCAGAUCACCAUGGAUGCUGCUUCCAAUGGCUUGUUUUCUGCGGCUAAUGAACUCAGCAUUGCCUCUGUGAAAGCAAAAUCGGCUUCAGGCGAUUUGCAAAGCACUCUUGUUGCAAUGAGGGAUUGUGCCUAUGAAGCCAAUGUGGCACUAUCUUCUUUUGGGCGUGUUAUAAGGAGCCACACUGCAUUGACUUCCGAGUGUGGUUCCAUGCUUGAAGAGGUCCUGGCAAUAACUGAAGGUCUGCAUGAUGUCCACAGUUUGGGGAAGGAGGCUGCUGCAGUACAUUCUUCUCUCAUGAAAGAUCUGUCUAAGGCAAAUACAAUCCUGCUUCCUCUCGAAUCCGUGUUAUCUAAAGAUGUUGCUGCUAUGACUGAUGCUAUGGCGAGGGAAAGAGACACCAAAAUGGAAAUAUCUCCAAUUCAUGGUCAAGCCAUAUACCAGUCUUAUUACAUAAGAAUUAAAGAGGCUUAUCAGACUUUUAACCCCUUGGUGCCAUCUGUCACUAUCUCUGUGAAGGGAGUCCAUUCCCUGUUGACCAGAUUGGCUCGAACUGCAAGUCUUCAUGCAGGAAAUCUUCAUAAGGCUCUUGAAGGACUAGGAGAAAGUGAGGAAGUGAGGUCGCAGGAGAUAAAUUUGUCGAGGCCAGAAGCUGCAGUAAAUGAUAGUGACUACUUUAGUAAGGAGGGAGAGUUCUUCUCCAAAUCGGAUGGAGAAAGUGGCGAGGAAUCUCUUGGAGUGAGUGGACUAUCUUUACAAGACAAAGAGUGGAUAUCUCCUCCAGAUAGCAUCUGCAGUAGUAGCUCAGAGACUGGUGCCAUGUCAGCAGAAGGAAGUCCUGAAGAUAGCUUCAAUGACCCAGAAGUUCAACAACUAGUACAUAGUUUGAGAAGCAUGGAGGCCAAAAGAUCUUUGGAAUCCACUCUAAUGUCUGGAACUGAGUCGGAAGAAACUUUGCCUCAUGAGCAGUCAGAAUUUAAACAGGCUAGUAAUGGUGAUACUGGUUCUAUAGAUGAAUGUCAAAAACUAGGGGAAUCAGCAUAUGAUGAAUCUGUUUCUGGGGUUGCUGAGAAUAAGAAAAACCUACAGGUGAAGUCUGGGCUUAAAGAUGAAUAUUCUGCAUUAAACCAAGAGAAGAAUGGAGAUGAACAUGGCGAAACUCCAUUUCCUAUAACUGACGGUGGAAAUCGAGUAUGCAGGGGUAAAAAUGCUUAUGCAUUGUCAGUUCUAAAGCGAGUCGAAAUGAAGCUAGAUGGCCAAGAUAUUGCCGACAACAGAGAAAUCAGUAUUGCAGAGCAAGUGGAAUAUCUACUUAAGCAAGCAACCAGCGUGGAUAAUCUUUGCAAUAUGUAUGAAGGUUGGACUCCUUGGAUUUGAGGUUUGAGAAGCAUGCUCAUAGAAAAUCUGUCGUGUUUGAAACCUUUCAGCCCUGGCAUCCCAUAUUUAUAGGCUUCCCGGUUAGGCCAUUCUGAUUUCUUGGCUCCUUCUCGGAUGAAGCGCAACAGCAUUUGGUUGAAAUAUCUCACGGGAUCCCACCACCCUCUUUCAAAGACCAACCUUGGGAUCAGUGGUUUCUGUGGCCGAGUAGAACUCCAAAUCAGCUUCAAACCUUGAGCAAUUGUCUUGUGAGGCCAACACCUGUGGAUUGCCUCUUUGCUUGUUUGUAGGAAGAUCACAGCUUGUCAAGUGCUUUCCAACUUUGCCGGUUGAGGGCUCGCGAAGGAGGUAUUUGUUCUUGUUUCUGCAGCUGGAAUGAAUUUGCUUUAGUGGAAACAGCUUAUCCAUUCGGAUCCCCAUUGCUGGAAUGCUUUUUCUUAAAGAAACCGGCUUAUAUUCUGUUACACCAUUUUUAUUGGGGGUUGAACGAGAGAUACGGUCAAUAGAAUGUGCUUUUCAGAGGAUUACAACCCUUGAUAAGCGUCUGUCGGAAGAUUAGAAUUGCUGUUCUUUGCUGUUCUUUAUCUCGGGGAUGGGGUGUGCAAUUCUCGGGGCAAUGUCAGUUGGUGGAAUUGUCAGACUAGCUAAUCAAUUUGAACACCACAUUCCAAUGAGUCCAUGUUCUAUGUUUUUUUUUUUGGUAACUAUCUUCUAUGUUGUAAUUUCAGUCACCUUUAAUUAACUUCAUCAUCUCCCAAGGCAGCUUUUGUACAGUAAUUUUCUGGAUUGUUUGCCAGGGGCAGGGCAGACUGUAUUUGCUUCUGUAUGUUGUCCUACUCCUUCCUGUAUUUUAGACAUGGUCCAAACUUCAAUUAGUUUGACAUAUUCAGCAUUCAAUAGUUGCACGAUGCUUUGGUUUUGAGUGCU